Messenger RNA from Penaeus monodon (black tiger shrimp), 2193 nucleotides. RefSeq lists its product as uncharacterized. The coding region runs from base 1 to 702 and encodes 233 amino acids. The record is from RefSeq and is a predicted model, not a curated record. Gene Ontology annotation, biological process: synapse organization. Lineage: Eukaryota; Metazoa; Arthropoda; Malacostraca; Decapoda; Penaeidae. The transcript has 4 exons. Gene Ontology annotation, cellular component: neuron projection membrane.
AUGAGAUUAAUGCUGCGAAAGGGCGUGUCAAGGAGAAUUAGAGUGAACGCGGCCCUCGAUCUCAUCUCCCGUGGCCACAUGGACACCCCAGCGCAAGCAAGCAGAGGCUCCAUGGCCUUGAUUAUGGCCAAGCUUUUCUUAAAUAUCGCAGUGACUUGGCUCAGAGACCGCCGCUCAUUGGUCGAGUUUCAUCAUCUGGAUUUAUUUUUUGUUCUAAAAACCCUGAGUAAUGGAGACGCGUACAGCCAGGUGGAGGGCCCCGGGGAGCGCGUGGUGGCUGCUGGCUCUGGUCUGCGGCUCGUCUGCGUCAUCAAGGGAGCCACGGAGCCGCCCGCCUAUAUCUUUUGGUUCCAGAACGAGAGGAUGGUCAACUUCGACGCCAACAGGGGAGUAAAUGUGACUUCCGAACGGGACCGCAGCGUCCUGACUGUUGGAGCUGCUACGGACGACCACGCGGGAAACUAUACUUGUCAGCCGUCGAAUGCCUGGCCAGCGUCCGUCCUCGUUCAUGUUGUCGUUGAGACAACGGAGUCCGGCGCCUCGAAGGGCCCGAAGGUCGGGGGCAAGACCCCAGUGCAGCUGGGAGUGAAGAGCGCCUCCUCGGACGGCCCUCGGAUUCUACCUCAGACGCUGGCGCUGUUCUUGCUCGGCCUGCUCCUCGACGCCCUCACGUUCCCAAGGGUCUUCCACACUAGGUUGUAAGGCGCCGCCUGAGCUCGCCAGGUGUUGUCUACAGCCAUAUGCCUCGCCUGCGUCGGGGGGAACGGCUGCCGCUUCUGGGCGCGACCGAGGGCUGUGUCCUCCGUCAGUCGUGCCCGUCUCCUCCGCCGCGAGGGCAGUGUAACAGCGUAGUGUCCGUGGUCCGCGUCGCCCAACCACCGUAGGACGGCAGUCUCUUCGUCAGCAGGUGCUGUGACAGGCAGUCAUUCUCCACUGCCAAGGUGCUGCAGAGUGCGUCGCCAGGAACUGCAAUACGUCAGCAUUCCUCGCCAGGAGCGUGCUGCUGUGUGCCUGCAUUCUCGCCAGAGGGAUCUCGAGAGAGGCGGCUUCCCGCACCGCCAGUGUUGCAAGCGCCGCCUCCACCGGGGCGCCGCAUCCGUUGGCAGCUCCUUCGACGAAGACGAACUACCGACGAGACUGCCGGAGUGAUAUCUCGGACAUGAAACCGCAUAUUCAGAUGAUCCGCAUAAUUUCGCAUGUUCAUCAUGGACAUACGAUAUCAGACUGAAUAUCAAAUGGAUGUAUCACUGGGAUGGAUUUGUUCUGUCUUAUAAUAUCAUUAUAAAUACAAUAUGUGUGGAUAUGUUUUAUUGUAUGUUUCAGCGUGAAAGCGUUCAGCGUCGUUGGAAUUUCCCCACACAACAAGAGCUCACGAGAAGGUGACAUCCUUCACACAAACUUGGUUACGAUUUCGGUGUUUCUCAAAUGAUUUUAUUGACGGAUCGAAUACGUAGUUCUCCUCCAAACCGUAACUUUGAAGGCUCACAUAACUUUCCACACUAGUCGCAGCGUUGGCGAUAUAACCAGGUGGCCAUGGAAAGACGACUGAAUCUUUAAAACCCAUGAACAACACGAAGACAUUGGGACUUGCGUACGAUUAUUAUUCACUGUGGGAGUGUGACUGAUGGACUUAUCGUGGCAGGAUAUCUGUGGAUUCUCAAUGUAGAUUUGACACUGUGUGUAAAUGUGGGUUAUGAAAUUGAUGUUUUCUUGUGUUGUUCGUCAUGUAAUUAAGAUAUCGAUGUGGGCAACAAAUUGGAAAAAACAGUCGCUUUUCUGCAAUAUUGUUUCCAACUUACGAAAUCUGUCAUACAUUUUAACACGAAAGAGUUCCUAAUACCCUAGAAAAGAGUGCAAUCGAUAGGAAAUGGUUAGUACGUGUUAUACAUGUUUAACUUAUCAUUAUAAUGUUAUAUAUCUAAAUCAGUAUGAAAUUAUUAAAGAUAUGAUAACAGUAUACCUACUUGUUGAUGUUUUUUCUGCUGCCAAGCAAAUUGAAUUCGAAAUUUUAUAUAUGAUAUAUUAUAUUAUUGUCAUUAUUAUAUUCGAUAGACAAAUUAUCCAUAGUGUCUAAGGAAAACAUUGUUCAUUUACGUUGACAACAAUCACUAGUUCUAUGAAUUGUCAUAAAUACACAUUCACAUAGACAUGCAUACAUACUACCUACAUACACACUUGUACAAACAUACAUAU